Penicillium longicatenatum is the source of this 2151-nucleotide messenger RNA. RefSeq lists its product as uncharacterized. The transcript has a single exon. The coding region runs from base 1 to 2151 and encodes 716 amino acids. The record is from RefSeq and is a predicted model, not a curated record. NCBI's taxonomy places the organism in Eukaryota, Fungi, Ascomycota, Eurotiomycetes, Eurotiales, Aspergillaceae.
AUGGCCACCUUAUAUGAUGCGCUCGAAUGUCUCAAGCCGACAACAUGGGGUGCCGUCCCCCAAUCCCCCGAUGAACUCCGCGAAUAUGUCCGCAAUAUCUUCCACCACAGUAGAUUGGUAGCGGAAUCACUACCCGAUCCCCCAUCAUAUGAGACCGAAGGACCCAAUGAUACGUCUGCACCCCGCGUUAUCCCUUCAUCAGCUAGAGUCGGAGAAACAGACCCGGAUAUCAUACCUCUGCAAAAGGAAUGGGGCAAGCCCAUCAAAAUGGGUGGGCCGAGAGAUAAUCCCCUCGGCGUACACGUCUGGAAGCUCUCGGCUAAUGAUGGAGGCGGCUCAUGGUUUGGGAGACGGAGUGUGCACGAGGGUAUGUCAUUUACACGAUGGCAAGAAAAGAUGUCGUCGGAGUAUGAUGAGACUUUGAAGGUCAAUCUGAAGAAGAUUGAGAAGGGUCAAACCCCCGAUAAGAGUAUCCGUGGUAUUGGAGCCGAACGGAAGGUUGAGGUGGUGGAGGUGAAGGAUGAGGAUGGAUCGGAGAUGGCAAAGAUCACCGUCUAUCAUGUUUCGGCGCAGUUCCCGAAGCCCACAGCCCCGCGAGAUUUUGUGACGCUGAUUAUCACAUCGAACAAUGGCUUGCGGAUUGGUGGCACUAAGCAACCUGGUCGGAGCUGGUUGAUGAUUUCUAAGCCUUGUGAUCACCCUGAUAUACCACAUAAGCCGGGGUAUACUCGGGGUGUUUAUGAGUCUGUUGAACUCAUCCGUGAAAUUCCCAAGAAAAGCAGCUCCGGAAGUAGCAGUAGCUCUUCCAGUGCAAAGAGUGCGGAGAAGAAGAGCGAGGGCAGUGGAACUACGGAUGAAUCAACGCAAGGGAAUGACCCCGAAUCGAACCCGGUUGAAUGGAUCAUGGUUACUAGAAGUGACCCAGGUGGUAGCAUUCCUCGAUGGAUGGUGGACAAAGGCACCCCCAAAAGCGUGGGAGCAGAUGCCGCCAAAUUUGUUGAUUGGGCUAUUCAAGAAGACAAGCCCGCAAAACGAGAGAAGAGAUCAGAAGGUGGUGAUGGAGAACCUAGAUCCGGGGAAUCCAGAAACGAAGCCGAAGGCGAUGGUGAAGAAAGCCAGUCUUCUGAUUCAGACUCAGAUUCGGAUCUCACAGACUCUGACGUCCAUUCCCACCACGGAUUAAUCGCCAGUGUCACAGGCUUGGUCAACUCUAGCCUUGAGAGAUACGCACCAGGAGUCCUCGACUACUUCCCACACCAUCAAGAGCCGUCCCGUUCUGUCCCAGGCGCAUUCGGCACUUCCGACGAGACCACAGACGAUACCGAAGUUCGCAGCUCGAAGUCAUCCCGCACAAAAGCUUCCCACGAUGCGUCGUCGACUACAGAGAAAGAAACUGAACGAGCCUCACUGGCCUCAGGGCACUCCACAUCAGCCACACCAAUGGUAGAAGAAGUGGUACAAAGCAAUAUCCCACCAACUGAACUAAUGGAAAUGAGCAAGAACGGUAAAUUAAGCUCCCAUGAAAAAGAACUCGCCAAACUAGCCCUCCGCAAGCGCGAAAUCGAACGUAAACUCGAGACCGUUCGCUCGGAGCUGGAAACACACACCACCAUACAAAGCGGCCUCUUAACUCCUACAAAAAAUCACAACGACGUCGACAGCGAUACAGGCGUGAUGAUCAAGCGGGCAGCAGAGAACAGAUUCGGAACGCCGAGCAGUUCGACAAGGCAAAGUCACCAACGUAGUGCUAGCAGCGAUGGUCAGGAAGCUGUACAAAUGCGGACUCCUACGCCUGAACCACUAGCACAAAUGCACAAAGUAUCUGCGCAGCUUAUUACUGAAGAAGGCAAGCUGAUGAAGCAGCUUCGCAAGGUUGAAGCUAGUCAGUUGAAAGUUGCUUCGAAGAUUCAAGCUAGUCAGCGGAAAGAUGCUUCGAAGAUCGAGGCUCGACAGCGGAAGGACGCCGAACGCUCGGAGAAGUCUAAGUCGAGAUCUGAGGUUGAGGAUUUACGACAGGAAGUGAAGGACCUGAAGAAGGAGGUGAGCAACCUGCGUGCUGAGCGCCAAAAGUGGCUUGAUAUCAUUGCUUCUUUGCAAGCGGAGAACACGAAGUUGGUUGCAACGGGGGGUUCGGUGGAUGGGUCUACUUGA